Messenger RNA from Cylicocyclus nassatus, 247 nucleotides. NCBI's taxonomy places the organism in Eukaryota, Metazoa, Nematoda, Chromadorea, Rhabditida, Strongylidae. The record is from the annotation of a GenBank genome assembly.
GUCCUUGCAAAAACUACAAAGCUUCUCUCUGCUGUGCAUCGAAUCUGGUCCAAGGAAGCCUACGUCUUUAUUACCAUAGCAAGAACAUGGAAAUUAGGUAAAGAUCUCAGACUUCAACUAACGAAUGCGAUAAUACCUUGCACAGUCUCAAGGACAGCAACGUCACCAAUCAUUUGUGAAAAGAAAACGCGAUAUGUAUCGUUGAUAAAGCACUUUCACUUCCACGAGAAAUGAUUCAUGUUAUCGC